AUGUUGACAGUAUAUAGUGCCCAACUUUCACUGAUGCAUCCAGGAAUGGAAACUAAACAACCUGUUGCUGUCACAUUAACUACACCCAAAGCGCAGGAGCUUUUCACUUUCUUGCGGUCAUCCUAUAUCGAUGAGCGGUCUGGUCUCCCUCGUGGGAUUCCACAGCAUGAAAUGCGCACGGAUGAUAUCGAUGGCUUCCCAUUUUAUCGCCCCGAGCCCCCCAAAAUCUUGGGCCGCCUGCCUGAGCUGAAGCCUGCUGUCCUUUAUAUAUUUGGCAAAAGCUCGGAUUUCUCCUCUCCCGAUGCUCGUCAAGAGAAACUACAAACAACCGGUAUUGGUGUAGGUGGUAGUGGUGGUGCAUCUCGUGGCUGGGUGCAAGAAGUCGUUCUUCCCUGUGGCCACUUAGUCCCAAUGGACUGUGUUACAGAAACUGCACAAGCCAGUGCUGACCUUAUUGGUUCCGAGCUGUUGUUUGGAAAUCGAAAACUUCGGAGUUCCAGAAAGCUUGGAGAAGUGUCCCACAUCGUGAGCGAGUGA
Molecule: messenger RNA, 537 nt
Organism: Aspergillus fumigatus Af293
Lineage: Eukaryota; Fungi; Ascomycota; Eurotiomycetes; Eurotiales; Aspergillaceae
Product: putative toxin biosynthesis protein
Exons: 1
Coding region: 1-537 (178 amino acids)
Source: RefSeq, a predicted model, not a curated record